ACUGCUUGCCUAGAUUUGCAGCAGUAGCAGUCAUAGCUAGCCUAGCUAAUGUUGCAGGCACAUUUUUGUGUGAAGUAUUUGAAUGAGUCUGAUGGGAAAAUGUCUGCAAUUUACAACAUGUUCCAGUCAGAAACAACAGCGAUUAUGGCCUUUGUCGUCGAGACGGCAGUUAGAGAAAUUGGCCAACUUCGGCCAAACAUAGCAAAGUCUGACGUUAGUUACGACGUAAGUAAUCCGACGAGAAAGCUUUGCACCAUUAUGAAUCUGGUGGCAGUGGAGGCAGUUCGUAAAAUCUGCCAACUAUUCCUAGUGGCCUCUUCCAAUUUACAACAUGAAAACAAGAAACUGAAGAUCAAGUUUGAGCAGAUGGAUGAAGCCCUGAAGGCCAAGGUGGAGCAGAUGGAAGAAGCCCUGAAGGCCAAGGUGGAGCAAAUGGAUGAAGAUCUGAAGGCCAUGACAGAAAAAGCUGAACAUUACAGAACAUCGCUGGUUAAAGUGCAAACCGAAUCAAAAGGACCAACCCAUGUCCUUCACAAUGGAAUCAUCUUUGAAAUAAAACCAGUCGAACUUCCAAUGUUGCCUGGAAUGACCGUGGCUUCAGCAUUGCCGGGUCAAGCAAACACUGUCAGCAACGCAUCUGCCGUCUGUGCAGGUCCUACAGAAGGUUGCAGUAAUUCCACAAAGACCUCUUCAUUGGAGUAUGACUUCUCUCUGGGAGACAAACCUGGAAUGGACCCAGGGUCUCUUGAUGUGGGGUCUAAUGUUGAGCAUAUGAGAGUUGCCAUACCAGAGGGAAACAGGAAGGAAAUCAAGAAAAGAGGUACCAUUAAUGGAUCAGAACCCACAGAAACUAAAUGCCUUAUGUGUGAUGUUUGUGACAAGACAUUCACCAGGAAAGGGAUACUGGAAGCCCACAAGCUAAUUCACAAGAAACCCUUCAAGUGUGACGUUUGUGACAAGGCCUUCCACCUGAACCGACUGCUAGUACGACACAUGCUAAUUCACACGGGAGAAAAGCCAUUCGCCUGUGGUCAGUGUGGCAAAACAUUCAGGACGUCCAAGCAGCUUGAACGUCACAUGUUGCAUCAUAAAGAAAAAAAUAUCUGCUGUAAAGUCUGCGGAUGUACCUUCUCUACUAAGACCGAUCUGAAACAGCAUAAACCUGUUCAUGAGGUGGAUAGGCCGUUCAAGUGCCUGACGUGUGGAAAGGGCUUCACUAAAAGGGCUGUGCUCAUGGGCCACAAGAGAAUCCACACGGGUGAGAAACCAUUCAGCUGUACUGAGUGUGGGAAGAGUUACAGACAGCGCAAUGACCUGAGUAUCCAUAUGCGAAGACACACAGGUGAGCGUCCGCACUUGUGCUCAGAGUGUGGCAAGAGCUUCAUAACCAAAUCUAACCUUCAGAAGCACAAGAUUAUCCAUACAGGGGAGAAACCAUUUAAAUGCCAUACCUGCGGAGCUGCUUUUAGCCAUAAAGGAAACCUUGCGAGACAUGAGGUGCUUCACACAGGGGAGAGACCAUACAAAUGUAAAGUGUGUGGGAAAAGCUACCUUCAGUCCACUGACCUAAAAGCUCACAUGCAUCACCACGGGGCAACCAAACCGUAUAUGUGUGACCUAUGUGGGAAGACUUUUAUUUACAAUUACCAAAUGAGACAGCACAAUCUGAAACAUCACACGGCUGACGGAGAGAACACUGCUGGGAGAGAGGGGAUCUCAAAGAAACCGUUUAGUUGCAACGUGUGUUUGAGCGGCUUCAGCUCCAUGCUGACUCUGAGAAAGCACCAAGACGUUCACACAGGAGAAAAGCAGUACUCAUGUUCCAUUUGUGGAAAGACCUUUGCCUUUAAAAGUACCUUUGACUAUCACAUGAGAAUUCACAGUGGACUGAAGCCCCAUGAAUGUAAAUACUGUGGUAGGAAAUUCAUUCUGAAACAAUCUCUGAAAGGACAUGAGCGGACCCAUACAGGAGAAAAACCCUUUAAAUGCACUUAUUGUGACAAGACUUUUGCAGUCAACUGCAAUCUCAAAAGGCACGAGCGGGUCCACACGGGGGACAAGCCGUUCAAAUGUGAUGUUUGCGGAAGAGGUUUCAGCCAAGCCAACAACGUCAAAGCCCACAUGCAAAUCCACACUGGAGUGAGGCCGUACAAUUGCAAGAGCUGUGGAAAGGGCUUUUCUGACAUAAGACACUACAGAAACCAUAACUGUAAUGGUGUGGUAGCAACUUGUAAAUCUUCUGACCGCACUAACAGAAGUAAAAAGGGAGUUAGGGACAGGAGUGCUUGUCAACAUGCUGCUGCUGUGUAGACUGAGUGACGUUGUUUCACUCACCACCUCGGGCCAAUUCUAGCUUGGAACGCAAAUAUGGACGUCUUCUUACUUGUUAUCGAAUAUUUUCACACCCAUUGUUGUGCCUCAUUCAAAGGGCUGAGACAAAACGUAAAAGUAAUGAAACGUGGUCGGGCUCUGCAAAAACAUGUUUCUUUUUGUCAAUGAAAGCACGUGUGUAACACUUACGGACUCUUCUUGAAUGUGUCCCUCGCUAUUAACAAACCGUUUCCUCAGGUAGUGCCACUCCAAUUGAAAAGUUCCCAUAGAAUGGUCUCAGUGCUGCCACCAUUUUUGGGAAAUGCAUUUAAUUAUUCAAAUGUCCUACCUGGGAAAAUGAAUGGGGGCCGCAUUCAUACCCCUAAUUAGUGAAGAGUCCGUGUCUAUUAUACACAUGGUCGACAUCUCUUAGGUUUAUGUUUACAUCUCAGCCUAUGGAAUGACUUCCUUUUAGACGUCAAGAGAAGCAGGGAUGCAUUUAGUAGGGUCAAAAGUCCUGAAGGGAGUUUAUUUUCUUCUGAGGAAAUGUGUGUGCUUUAAGAACUUAGAUGUGUUCCUUGCUAUAAAUCUUGCUAUAAAUCUACACAUUUUUAUGGACACGUCUUUGUGACAUUGUGGUAAUAUGUUUAGUGUUAUUUUUGUAUGAACCAUUUCAUUUAACACCAAUUGAAUGUGAACGUCCAACAGCUGUUUAGCUGAGUUAUUCAGGUGAUUGAAAUGGUGAAUGUCCAAUUAAGUAAAUGCCCAAUUCAUAUUUAUUCAUUUUCAAUAUAUGAUUAAGAAGGAUAAGUGGGGAUAGCCUUAAAAUGAGAACACUGGUCUGUCUACCUGGAAUUAGGAAAGUCAAAUUUGAAAAAAGAAUUGCAUAUUGGGAUCUCAGAAAUGUGUGUUUGGUCUCUCUAGGUUGAACAGGUUAUCAGACACUUAAUUAGCACUAAUGAUGCAAAUUAGGCAAAUGGACAUGGUCAUAGUCGUCACACUUUCAAGAAUUGUAAUUUGGGAUAGCCUAAACACACAAAACCAAGUUGGUUUGGUUGUAGCUGCUGAAGGAAAUGUCUAUCUACUAAUCAGACUUGACCUAGCUCUAUACAUUCAUGGUGUAUAGUACUGAGGUCAAGAAAAUACUCAGUAACCAUUAUUUCAUUAUGGAGAUAUGGGAAGUUUUACACAUGUCAAGUUUAAAAACAUGUUAAGAAAUGCCUGUGUCAUAAAUAGCCAUGCCUAGGCACACCACAUGCACCCAGUUAUGUGGUGGCUGAUAGGAUUCCACCAGACAAAACAUGUGAAUGGAUUGCUGAGGGGAGGAGGGUCAUUAGGAAUUUAGCGCAUCUCUUAGAACCAGUACACACAGUACAGUUGAAUAUUGCGUCUUGUGUCCUUCACUGCACAUCCCGUCAGGCUGUUUUGCUCUCAUCACACUUCUCGCUCAGUCGGUUAGUAUAAACAAGAACCUUUUUUUGAGGAGGAUAAAAAUCAACUGGCUAACAACAGUUGAGCUUCUAACGCACCCAAUCGACCAUAUUUUGUUGUGCUACGUGGACAAAACAACCCUUUCCAACAUUUGUCCCCAACAUGGUUACUGGCAGUGUUUUGAUUAUUGACCCUUCCAGGGUGUACAUAAUUGCUUUAAGCAACACUAUCACACCUACCAAACAAGAGCAAACAUGUCAAAGUCAGUUCCAGAAUGUUUUGGGGAAAUGUUAAGUGGCAAUAGUUCUACAAUGUAGAACACAUUUAAGUUAACUGAACACAACUCAGAAAGGGAAUGCCUGUGUCUUCAAGCUGUGUCUUAGGUCUGUGUAUUUUGAAACACCGGUCGUUUAUUUUUCUGUACAAAAAGCCAACCCUAAUUAAAACUUUUUAAAAAACUG
Messenger RNA from Esox lucius (northern pike), 4202 nucleotides. RefSeq names its product zinc finger protein 708-like. NCBI's taxonomy places the organism in Eukaryota, Metazoa, Chordata, Actinopteri, Esociformes, Esocidae. Bases 49 to 2310 code for a protein of 753 amino acids. The transcript has 4 exons. The record is from RefSeq and is a predicted model, not a curated record.